Punica granatum (pomegranate) is the source of this 880-nucleotide messenger RNA. Lineage: Eukaryota; Viridiplantae; Streptophyta; Magnoliopsida; Myrtales; Lythraceae. The record is from RefSeq and is a predicted model, not a curated record.
UAUGAUCCGGAGAAGGCUAAAGACAAGAACAUGAGAGAGAGGUUCACUUACCUCCUCCAAGGUCUAAUCUCAUUCCCGCUUAACAUCCCGGGAACCACUUUCCACAAGUGCUUGGAAAGUCAAAAGAUAGGUCUUAAGCUGAUGAAGGAUCUCAUAGACGAGAGACGAGCUAUGCCCGAUAAAUUCAGAGGGGAUUUCAUAGAUCAAAUGAUUGAUGGCAUGAAGACUGAGAGCUUCUUGUCCGAUGAUUUUGUCAUGCACGUGAUGUUCGGGGUCCUCCUUGCAAGUUUCGAGACGAUAUCAUCUACUUUAACCCUUGCCGUUAUGUUUCUAAUUGAACAUCCUAUGGUUGUAAAAGAACUAGAGAGAGAACAUGAGGAAAUACUUCAAAACAGAGAAAAGAGGGAAGGCAAGGUGACUUGGAAUGAGUACAAAUCAAUGAAAUACACAAUGCAGGUUGUGAAUGAAUCUUUGAGAAUGGCAAGUGUGGCACCAGGAAUCUUGAGGAGAGCAAUCCAAGAUAUUCACAUUAAUGGAUAUACAAUUCCUAAAGGAUGGACAAUCUUCGUCGUUCCAUCCGCUCUGCAGCUCAACCCGGAUACAUAUGAGGACCCGCUUGCCUUCAAUCCAUCGCGAUGGAAGGAUAUUGAACCGAGUGCUAUGGCAAAAAAUUUCAUCCCUUCGGGGGGCGGGGGGACAAGAAUGUGUGCUGGCGCCGAAUUCACUAAGGCAUUCAUCGCAGUUUUUCUUCACGUCUUAGUCUCAAAUUACAGGUGAUAUAUAUAUUUGUAGUUAAUGUCUCCUUCGCAGUAUCAUUUGCGAAAUGUGAGUAAAAUUCAGUAAAAAUCCAGUGAUAUGAUUUAUGAUGAGUUUUCCUUUU